Molecule: messenger RNA, 4705 nt
Organism: Homalodisca vitripennis (glassy-winged sharpshooter)
Lineage: Eukaryota; Metazoa; Arthropoda; Insecta; Hemiptera; Cicadellidae
Exons: 2
Coding region: 190-1461 (423 amino acids)
Source: RefSeq, a predicted model, not a curated record
UGACGCUCAAUUUAAACCACUCACUCCCACAAGACUGCUACAGCUCAGUCUUCCGUCUAUGUGUUGAUCUUAGUAGUGUUCGUGUAGUGCUGUUGUGUCAAACUGUAUUUGUAUUAUUAUGUAUGAGAUAAAAAUACUCGGUUAAAACUGUUUUCUGUGAGCGAACAAUACGACGAUAGUUAAAGGAAAAUGGCAGCAGUGAGCUUUCCUGAGUGGUUAACUGGUGAUUUCCUUCAAUCCUGUCUCGAGUCCGACAAAGACAACUUUGGUGGGAUUACUGUGACAAGUCACGAGCUCGAGUGUGCCGUCGCCCCUGGAAACAACUACGGAAGUGAUAUAAUUAGGGCAAAUAUCCGGUAUAAGAAACCCAAUGAGCACACUACUGAACAUUCUAUAUCUUUAAUCUUAAAAGCACCUCUGUCUGGAGAUUCUGUUGUAGUGCAACAGCUGGGAGACAUCUUGAAACAAGUGUGCCUCAAUGAGGUAAAGUAUUAUUGCGAGUUUAUCUCUGAAACUUACAAACUUCUCAGGCACGACGUUGUCCCUAAACAUUACAAAUCUCCUAAUCCGUUAUGUUUGGUAAUGGAAGAUCUUAGUGUAUCGGGCUUUAAAAUGGUUGAUCGCCGCAAACUCCUCGAUUUCGACCACUGCAAACUUUUCACAGAGGCUUCAGCUAAGCUUCACGCUCUUGGGGUUGCUGUGCACAGAAGUAAUCCUGAAUUGAUUGAAAGUUUUGAUACGGACAGUAUAACAGUGAAUGAAAAAUUCAAAGUGUCGAUGGCAAACUCACUUCUCUGUAUGGCUGCUUAUUUGGAGGACAAACCGGACUACAGAAAACAGUUUCAGGUCAUCAUAGCAGCCAGUGAGAACGAUGUGUUUUGGACAAUUUAUAAAAAUAUGUUGGACGACUACAAAUCAAAAGCCCUUAGAACUCUAACACAAGAUGAUCCGUGGUGCACGAAUAUGAUGUUUAAAUAUGACAACUCCGGAGAACCUGUGGGAAUAAAAAUCCUGGAUUUCCAGAGCGUUAAAUUGAACUAUCCUCUACUUGAGUUUGUUAUGUUCUUGACAGUAUCAGCCAACAUGGAAGUACGUGAAAAUAGAUUAAAUGACCUGUACCAAAUGUACUGCGACUUACUGAAUGGCAAUCUUGCAAAAUUAGGAUGCCCUGAAAAGUUGUCUAUAGAAGAGUUGGAAACAGAACUAACUCAUCUUAGUCCAUUAAUGUUCUAUUGGGUUUGUGGUUUGCCUAUGACUUUAACUGACUCUGCUGUGGAUAUGGAAGAAUAUUUAACAGUCAGAUAUUCAUCUGAAUCUGUCAAGGACAGUUAUUUCUACAAAACAGCUUACACAGGGCUUUAUUUUGACAUGUAUUAUCCACAGAUUCUUGAUGUGUAUGGCAAGCUAGGUGUUUACGAUUAUAUAUCGGAAAAAGUUAAAGAAAUAAAAUCUAAAAUGUAAGUAACUUUUUCUUGCCUAAUAUACAAUAUAUAAAUAUCUAUUGAGGUCUCUUAAUUUGUAAUGUACUCGUAAAGUUGUUUGUUAUGAAUAGCACAAAUAUUUAGUUGUAGCAUAUGCCUUAUAGUUAAUUAUAUUUAGUAAAUAUCCAAUUAAAGUAAGAAUUGUUUCAAAAAAUUCAAAAUAAAAAUUUUAUUUCCUCCUUUAACAAAAUUAUAUAAAUUUUUCCCACGUAGGAAAAGGAUCAUGAUAUUCUAAACUAUUGACUCAGAAAUGUUUAACUAAGUGGAAGUAUUUAGAUAGUAAACAUCCGAUAAGAUUGUUCAAUUUACUUAUUGUUUUAGGUAAAUGCCUCAAAAAACCUUAAUAAGUAAAAUAUUAUUAUUUUUUAUUAUCAGCUGAGAUCAAUAGUUAUAAUUUUGAAUAAAAAUCUAAAGUAUAAAUAAUUCUAGAUAAAAAUUUCACACUUCGAACAGAAAGUUAUUUUUUAUCUAUGAUGUGUUCAAAAAUGUCUUAAAUGUUAUCUGCAAAAAAUCUUUUAACAUAUCAUUUUGAUUAUGUUUUACACAAGGUGCCCGAAGCUAAAAAAAAGACUAAUUUCUCAAGUUAUGAUUUAAUCCCUGAUACGUGUACAAUUAUAAUUUUAAAAUAACACCGUUUUGUAUGUAAAUUUAGACACCAGUAUAAGUGUUACUACCAAGCACAAGUUGUUCAUAAACACGAUGGUUUAAUAUUAAGUUAAUUGAUAAUUUAGACUUGUAUCUUUAAUGUAGUUAUGACCAGAUAUUAUAGGGAAAAGGCUUUCAUUGCUUUCAAGGUAACGAUAGUUGAUAAUAGUAUUGCUAAACUUGUUAGGCAUAUAGAUUCUUUUUAUAAGUAACGUUAAUAAGAUCAUAUGUAUUGUGUUGUGUGAUGUUGUAUGUAUACAUUCGGAUAUAAUAUAUUUUGUAACUAUUUAUUAAGCAUUACCAAGAUAGGAGUACGCAACAUAUUACAAGUCUAUAGCUCAUUUCAUUUGGCUACCAUUUUACUCAGUUUGUUUUAAAAUUUAUUUAUUCUACCAGUUUUCUCGUUGCCAUCAUGAUUUACUCAUAACACCAGUGUACAAAUAUACGCUAACGCUCAGUCAAAUCACAUGAGUCAAUUAGCGAAAUCGAUGUUGCUUACGAAGAAAUGAAGCUCGAGAUAUCUGCACAAAGAUGGAAAUUGUGCUGCCCUCUCGAGGCUUCGCAAAUGCUCAAUCAAUCACAUAGCAUCUUCUUGCGUUUACAAACUUACCACACUUUGUCUAUGACAACUUUUCUUCUCCAGUUAGGUAUUUUUUGUAAAAUUAUUUUCAGUGUCUGUACGUAUUCUUGUAUGCAAUGAUUAGUUUUAAGUGCGACCUUUUGAAGCUAAUAAGCGACCUAUAAACAACUUUUUAAAUUUGGUAUUUAAAAUGAAUUUCGUAGCUACUCAAAUUUCAUGCCCUCCAAAUUUAGUUCGGCUUGCGAACGGUUCCAUUCUUAGAGGAACACCUCAAACAUUUUACGAAACGUUUACUCGUAUAUUGCUUUCUUUAAAAGUGAAGAUUGAUUCUCACCCCAUAGUGUAAGUGCCUCCGUGUAUAAAACAACAAUUCCGAUUUUCAUUGUUGUAGUGACCGUAACAUUUAAGUAUUACUAAGGCUAGAAGAUACAUAUAUCUUAGUGAUAUUCAGAACAGUUUAUUAUUCAUAAUCGAGUAAGACAGACUACAGCAAUAUAACAUUUCGCCUGUAUGAGGUCUGCACAUGUGAGAGAGCGCGUCUGGGUGCACUUCACCCACUAACAUACCUGCUAGCAUACUUUCUUUUGCUUUUGGUAUUCAAAAAUGAAUGACACAAUACGUUUUCAACUAGUGAUUAAUUUUACUCUAAAAUAUCUAAAUAUUAUAUUUUAAUGUUUUUUAUUGUUACUGAGUUUUAAAUACUGUCCAUAUUUUGGUGAACAUUUUCAUUUAAGAAAAAUUAUGUUUAAUUAACUGGAACCGUCAUUGGGAUGGCCAUCUAAAUGUUUUUGCACAAAUUCAACGUUUUAUAUAUGUUUAGAACAUUUUUUUUUAUUUUAAAUUUAAAUUUUAAUUAUGAUUAAGGCAAAACAAACACAUUUUUUUAAAAAUAACCUAUUUGCUGAACAAGCAUCCUCAAGUGAAGUAUUACUCAUUACAUUUGUAAUUCCUUACUCAAGGACGGUUUGUUAUUCAACAUUGUUUACCUAGACAUGUUAUUUUUGAGCGUACAGCGCUUCUUUAUUCUGAUUUAGAGUGCCUUCUGUAAACUUACACAGCAAGGUUUAAAAAUAAACAUAAUACUGCUUAAAUUGAAAGAAGUAUACAUAAAACUUAAAAAAAUAUUAUAAACAUGUUAUACACACAAAUAAAUUAUAAAAUACCAAAUAUUGAAAUAGACAAAAUCAAGUUAAUUUAAUUUUUUUCUUAGUGAUUACAUUCUUGGAUAUUCGUCGUUGGGCGGUGGGGAGGGUUCAUAAGAAGUUGACUUCCAUUCUUAUGCAAGCAUUUUUAUUAUUAUAUUCUUUCAGUUUGUAUAUACAUAAGGUACCAAGAUGCGGUACAGAACUCAAUAAUUUGGAACUGAUGAAUAAUUGCAAAUAAAUUGAACUAUUUGGUACAUAAAGCAUUGCACGCAUUCUCAGGAACGUUUGUGUAAUAUUUGCUAAGUAACAUGUCAUAGUCUCAACAAUCAGCUGAUACUACUUUAAAAGCUCAGUCACUUUCAUCAUCAGAGUUAUAGAACCUUUCAUACUUUUUAUUAGAUAUUUUUUUUUUUUUACUUGUAGUUGACGUGAUAACUGUUGGUCACUGCAUACCUGUCACCUGACAAAUUUAAAGUGUAAAGUAAAUUCAAUAGACGUUGAUGAAAUGUUUUAAAUACAUCCGUAAACUAUUAGAAAUAAAAGUUACAUCAUAAUCUAGAGAUUUACAACAUGAAGCCUACAUAUACCAGUUAAUUUGUUAAAUCAUUACAAUGUUAUAAGAAGAGAAAAACAUAACACAUUUAAGCAUAUAUUAGGAGAUUGUAUAGUUAACGGAGUGCUAUUUUAAAUUGAAGAGUUUUGCAACAUGUACAUAUAUAUUGUGUAAAAUGAUUGUGUAGUACGUAAGGUCUAUUUUUAAGAAGUCAUGUUUAUUAGAAUGUACAAAUUACACUAUUCAUUGUAAACUAAUGUACAUUUUGUAUGAAUAAAGCUAUUUGAGAUUGAAAUACUAA